This is a messenger RNA of Melospiza melodia melodia, 3023 nucleotides long. Its product is annotated as transmembrane protein 45B-like. Bases 1728 to 2591 code for a protein of 287 amino acids. The transcript has 7 exons. NCBI's taxonomy places the organism in Eukaryota, Metazoa, Chordata, Aves, Passeriformes, Passerellidae. The record is from RefSeq and is a predicted model, not a curated record.
UUAGCCAUUUUUUGGGGGGAUUAUUGUGUUUUGUAGCUGUGUGAUAGCAGAGGAUGGAAGUCGUUCAGCCUGAAGAGGAGAUGGCUCUGGGGAGCCCUUGGAACCCUUUCCAGGGCCUGGAGGGGCCCCAAAAAUCUGGAGAGGGACUCCUGGAGUGCCAGGACAGGGGGAAUGGCUUCCCAGUGCCAGAGGGCAGGGAUAGAUGGGAUAUUGGAAAGGAAUUCUUCCUUGUGAGGAAGGUGAGGCCCUGGCACAGGCUGCCCAGGGAAGCUGCCCCUGGAUCCCUGGAAAUGUCCAAGGAUGGAGGAGGAGUUGCAAAGAGAAGACCCUCCCAAAUGUCUGCAGCAGCCAGGUGCUGAGCUUGUCCUCUGCACACAUGCUGGCUGUCCUGAAAUGCUGAUGGGUGCUUGUAGGGAGUGCUGGCACAUCCAGAGGGACAGCAGCAAUCCCCUGCACUAGAGCAGGUGGGGUCAAAAUCAUGGAUGGUGAUUGAUCUGGAGCUGCAGUGGCUCCAGGGGAGAGCCUGGGAGCUGGGCAGGAAUGCUGUCCUUCCCAAGCCAAGGCUGAGGAGUCUGUGAGCAGUCAGGCAUGGCUCUGCAAGGACAGCAGGCAGCUCCCGGGGGUGACUGAGCAGGAGCAUCACAGCCUGGAAGCUGUGGAGGGAGAAGGGCAGCUCAGGUAAUGACUUCUGUCUGCUGCCAUAUUUCAAGUGCUCUGACAGACAGAGCAGUUCUCAGGAGGAAUAAAUAACCUGGUGUCUCUGCUCUUUGCUGGCUGCCACUUCCUUGGAGCUAAAUGAGCUUUUAUGUGAGCAUGAGCUCCAAAGCUGGAGUGGGAAAGGCCGCUGGGUCAGGGGUGUCAGGGUUGGGCUUGUUGGGCUGCUGGAGGGGCUCUGUGAAUGUGGGGGUUGUUUUUCUGUGCUUCAAAUAUGUGAGCUGUGCAAGUGGACUGUUGCUUGGAAACGUCUGGUUUUGCUGCAGAAUAGUGGUUGUUUUAUAAAAGGAGGUGGGAUUUUUUUUUUUUUUUUUUUUUUUUUUUUUUGGUGAGCGAGCUACAUGCAAAAUGCAAACUUCUGCUUGUCUGAUGGUGGUUUGGGCCAUCUCUGCUACAAGAGGGAUGCCCCAAGACAUGACUGGAUUCUUAGAAGUGUUAGAAGUGUUCAAGGCCAGGUUGGAAGGGGCUUGGAGCAACCUGGUCUAGUAGAACAUGUCCCUGCCUAUGGCAGGGAUUUGUAAAGAGAUGAUCUCUAAGGUCCCUUCCAGCCCAAACCAUUCUGGGAUCUGUGGUGGCUGUUGAAGGGCUGUUUCCAGUUGCUGGGAAGCAAAGGAGACUCGUGCCAACUCCCCAGAGCCUUGCUGGAUUGGGCUGCAGAGGUGUUGUGAAACAAGGGGGUCCCUGGAGCUGCAAGGAAGAGUGAGGCUGCUCUGCUGGGGAGAGGGAUAGUCAGGGUGGGAGAUUCCACGGACAGCUCUGAAACAGCAGUUUGGGUCUGCUGGUAACUCACACCAAGGGGGACACAGCAGGUGGAUGUGGGGUGACAGACCCCCAGGUUAAUCCUGGAUGCUGGUGUGCCUUGGAGCAGCCUCUGGGGCUGCAGCUGCAGAAAAGGACCGGAAAGCCCAUGAGGAGGAGAACAGUGAGUCCUCAUUAGGUGGUAGAAGCUUACAGAGAGCAAGGAGCUCAAGAGGUCUUUCUGGAGGGAAUAAGACCAUCCCCAGGUCCAGAGAAUGAGCCCAAUGCCAACAACUUUUUUGGGCAGUGCUCUCCGGGGCACUUUCUUCUUCGCCUUUGGCCUGUGGUGGUCGGUGAGGUACCCCCUGAAGUACCUGAGGAGGAAAGGGGGCGCUGAGGGCCAGCCGGGCCGUGGGCACGCGGAGCUCUUCGAAGGCGCAGUCAAAGCUUUCUUUGCUCUAGUAGGGAUACUGGUGGAGCAGUUUGUCCCCACCGGUCCCCACCUGCAGCUGUACAGCCCCAAGACGCACAGCUGGACUGACCUCACCCACUGGCACUACUCCACCAUCUACCUCUUCUUCCUCCUCUCCGGCAUCACAGACGUGGUCUCACACUCCCCACUCAAGCUGCCCCCCGGCUUAGACCGGCUCUCGCUGUCCCUGGCUCUGCUUGUGGAAGGUUUGCUCUUCUGUUUCCGUGACUACAGCGAUGCUGUGCUGGACCAGCACCUCCACUCCCUGCUGGCCAUGGCCAUCUUUGCUGGAGCCCUCUGUGCCCUCCUAGAGGUGUUCCACCGAGACCAUAUCAUCCUGGAGACAUUCAGGACUAGCUCCUUCCUGCUCCAGGGCUCUUGGCUUUGGCAGAUUGGGUUUGUGUUGUCCCCUCCGUGGGGAGGACCAGGCUGGGACCAGAGCGACUCCAGCAACCUCUUGUUCCUCACCAUGUGCUUCUGCUGGCACUACCUGGGUGCCCUCGCCGUGGUGGCCGCCAACGCUGCUGCAUCCCGCUGCUGCAAUGAGUCCUGCCAGCUGAAAUUUGGGGACAUUGACGUGGAGUUGGACUGUGGCUUGUGCCUCCACAGAGGGAAGAAGAGCUCCGGUGGCGCCUUGCUGCCAGAGAGCAUCUUGGAUGACAAAUGAGGCUGUGGUGGGCAUGGAAAUCUCUUCCCUGAUGGUUUAGAGCUCUUGAGAUGAAAUUUUUAAUUAGUCUUGAUAAAUUACAGCAGCACUUUACAGUGGAGCAUCAGAAGUAGGAGGCAGGACCCUGAGGCAGAGCAUGACAGGAGAUGCCAAAUCUUUCCUUGUGCAUCCCUUUGGUAGACACGAGUUCUUAAUUCUCUGAGCUGCAGCUCAGGCUGCAGACUGCGGGACUAGUUUGCUGUUGGAGUCCAACUGGAGUGGCAAACCAGACUAUUUUUUCUAACAUUUCCCUUCUGCUUCCUCAGAAGGGAGCCAAGCCAGCAUUCAAAGCUCCUGGUGGCUGUCGUUCUCUCUGGGGUUAAUGGAGAGGGUUUUGUACUAAGUUGAAUGUACAGACUAUCUGUGAUCACCAAUAAAGUGCUUUAACACUUC